Molecule: messenger RNA, 3933 nt
Organism: Sarcophilus harrisii (Tasmanian devil)
Lineage: Eukaryota; Metazoa; Chordata; Mammalia; Dasyuromorphia; Dasyuridae
Gene: UNC5C
Product: unc-5 netrin receptor C
Exons: 17
Coding region: 875-3727 (950 amino acids)
Biological process (GO): netrin-activated signaling pathway
Cellular component (GO): membrane
Molecular function (GO): protein binding; netrin receptor activity
Source: RefSeq, a predicted model, not a curated record
CCUCUCUCUGCCAGUUCCGUGUGUGUAGAAUGUCUUACAUGCAUCAACACAAGAUAUGCAUGGCUGUCUAGUCGGACAGAUUGCAUAACACAACACACAGAUACACGCGCGCGCUUGCGUACACACACACACACACACACACACACGCACACUCCCAGAGUUAAGAUGCUCUAUCUCCGUCUCCGUGGCAAGGUCCAGCAAAUUCCGGGAGACUUGAGCCCAAGACUGUGAAAUGACUAUUCAUGGACACUUCGCAACAAUCGCCAAGAUACCUUUCGUCUGCCACGCAGUUGGUCUAAGAAAACUGAGAUAGGAAGAAGGAAGCCCCUCACUCUUGUCUCCCUCCUUCCUCUUCUUCCUCCUCCUCCUCCUCCUCCUCCUCCUCCUCCCCCUCUCCUAGAGCCUGUGUGCGCUCUGCACAGAGAAGGGGCCGCUAUAAGCAGUGCUGGCUCUGGGCGCGGUGUUGCUGCUCUGCUGUUGCUGCUACUGCUGCUGCUGUUGCUGCUGGAGCUGUUGCUGCGGGCAGGGGACUUCCUCGGGCUCCAGGGACUUCCCAAGUGGUGACUGCCGAAGACGGACACAGAGACGCGCCUUGGUUCUGCCAGUCGGGAGUCGCGCCCUCAGAGUCCUCUUAGAACUACUGCUCAGCAGCUCCCCUCUUUGCAGCCCCGCCUCACCCUGCUCUUCCAGAAAGUGGAGUGGAAUACUUGGGGGGGGGAGGCGGGGGAGGUUUGCCUACUGCUUUUUCAGCUGCUUUUCGCAAAGAAUUCCGCUGUUGCCGGGCGCUCUUCCAUCUGCCACCCGCCCUCCACUUUUUUUUUUUUAACCCCGUUUAUUUGGGUGUUACUGUAUCUUACUUGUUCCUCCAGUCAAGAUGAGGAAAGGUCUGGAGGCGACAACGGCCCGCUGCGGAUUGGGACUGGGAUACUUGCUUCAGAUGUUGGUGUUACCUGCCCUGGCCAUCCUUAGUGCCAGCAGUCCGGGCUCCGCAGCCCAAGAUGAUGAUUUUUUCCAUGAGUUACCAGAAACUUUUCCAUCUGACCCUCCUGAGCCUCUGCCACAUUUCCUUAUUGAGCCUGAAGAAGCUUAUAUUGUGAAAAACAAGCCUGUGAACCUAUACUGUAAAGCCAGUCCUGCCACCCAGAUUUACUUCAAGUGCAAUAGUGAAUGGGUUCAUCAGAAGGACCAUAUUGUGGAUGAGAGAGUAGAUGAAACUUCUGGUCUCAUUGUCCGUGAAGUAAGUAUUGAGAUUUCCCGCCAACAAGUUGAAGAGCUCUUUGGGCCUGAAGAUUAUUGGUGCCAGUGUGUUGCCUGGAGUUCUGCGGGUACCACAAAGAGCCGGAAAGCCUAUGUACGCAUUGCAUAUCUUCGGAAGACUUUUGAACAAGAACCUUUAGGAAAGGAAGUAUCCUUGGAACAGGAAGUCCUGCUCCAGUGUCGCCCACCUGAAGGCAUACCCAUGGCUGAGGUGGAGUGGUUGAAAAAUGAAGAGGUAAUUGAUCCUGUUGAAGAUCGGAAUUUUUAUAUUACCAUUGACCACAACCUGAUUAUAAAACAGGCUCGCCUCUCAGAUACAGCAAAUUACACAUGUGUUGCCAAAAACAUUGUCGCCAAGAGGAAAAGCACGACAGCAACUGUUAUAGUCUAUGUGAAUGGUGGCUGGUCUACUUGGACUGAAUGGUCUGUAUGUAACAGUCGAUGUGGCAGAGGUUAUCAGAAACGUACAAGAACCUGCACGAACCCAGCACCACUCAAUGGUGGUGCCUUUUGUGAAGGACAAAGUGUUCAGAAAAUAUCUUGUACAACAUUGUGUCCAGUGGAUGGCCGAUGGACAGCAUGGAGCAAAUGGUCAACCUGUGGAACAGAGUGUACACAUUGGCGCAGGAGAGAGUGCUCAGCACCAGCCCCCAAGAAUGGAGGCAAGGACUGCGAGGGGCUCGUUUUGCAAUCCAAGAACUGCACAGAUGGGCUCUGUAUGCAGAGUUUCAUUUAUCCUAUUUCAACUGAACAGAGAACCCAGAAUGAAUAUGGAUUUUCUUCGGCUCCUGAUUCUGAUGAUGUUGCCCUCUACGUUGGUGUGGUGAUAGCAGUGAUCGUAUGCUUGGCCAUCUCUGUAAUCGUGGCUCUGUUCGUGUAUCGGAAGAACCAUAGGGAUUUUGAGUCUGAUAUCAUUGAUUCCUCAGCCCUCAAUGGUGGAUUUCAGCCUGUGAACAUCAAGGCUGCAAGGCAAGAUCUCCUGGCGGUACCACCAGACCUUACAUCAGCUGCAGCCAUGUAUAGAGGCCCUGUCUAUGCUUUGCAUGAUGUCUCUGACAAAAUCCCAAUGACUAACUCACCAAUCCUCGAUCCUCUACCCAACCUAAAAAUCAAAGUGUACAAUACCUCAGGUGCUGUAACCCCACAGGAUGACUUAUCAGAUUUCACAGCCAAGCUGUCCCCACAAAUUACCCAGUCUCUGCUGGAAAGUGAGACUCUCAACUUGAAGAAUCAGAGCCUGGCUAGACAAACAGACCCAUCCUGUACUGCUUUUGGGACUUUCAACUCUCUUGGGGGACAUCUCAUUGUCCCCAAUUCAGGAGUGAGUUUGCUGAUUCCUGCAGGGGCCAUUCCCCAAGGAAGAGUCUAUGAAAUGUAUGUGACUGUACACAGGAAAGAAAAUAUGAGGCCCCCAGUAGAAGACAAUCAGACGCUUUUGACCCCGGUGGUGAGCUGUGGGCCUCCUGGAGCACUGCUGACUCGACCUGUCAUUCUUAGCAUGCAUCACUGUGCAGAGCCUGAAACAGAGGACUGGAAGAUCCAGCUGAAGACUCAGACCACACAGGGGCACUGGGAGGAUGUGGUAGUUGUUGGAGAGGAAAAUUUCACCACCCCUUGCUACAUUCAGCUGGACCUAGAAGCUUGCCACAUUCUCACAGAGACACUGAGCACAUAUGCUCUGGUUGGGCAAUCUACCACCAAAGCAGCAGCAAAGCGCCUAAAACUUGCCAUUUUUGGGCCAUUGUCUUGUUCAUCUUUGGAAUAUAGCAUCCGGGUCUACUGCCUAGAUGACACACAGGAUGCACUUAAGGAAGUUCUGCAGUUGGAGAGACAGAUGGGAGGGCAACUCCUGGAAGAACCCAAGACUCUUCAUUUUAAAGGCAGCACCCAUAACCUGCGCUUAUCAAUUCAUGACAUAGCCCAUUCCCUCUGGAAGAGUAAACUGAUUGCUAAAUACCAGGAAAUUCCUUUCUACCAUAUCUGGAGUGGUUGUCAAAGAAAUCUCCAUUGUACCUUCACCUUGGAGAGAUUCAGCCUGACCACAGUGGAGUUAGUCUGUAAACUCUGUGUGCGACAGGUAGAGGGAGAAGGCCAGAUCUUCCAGCUCUCCUGUACAGUGUCAGAGGAACCGACUGGCAUUGAUUUUCCCCUCCUGGACCCAGCAAGUACCAUCACCACCAUCACAGGACCCAAUGCUUUCAGUAUCCCUCUUCCUAUUAGACAGAAGCUGUGCAGCAGCCUUGAUGCCCCACAGACCAGAGGUCAUGAUUGGAGGAUGCUAGCCCACAAACUAAAACUGGAUAGAUACUUGAAUUAUUUUGCAACAAAAUCAAGUCCCACUGGAGUGAUCCUGGAUCUCUGGGAAGCUCAGAAUUUCCCAGAUGGGAACCUAAGCAUGCUGGCAGCGGUCUUGGAAGAAAUGGGAAGACAUGAAACAGUGGUGUCUUUGGCAGCAGAAGGGCAAUAUUAAACUAGUCUGGAACUGAAAAGGAAGGAGGAAAAUGCACAGGGAGUCUGAUGGCUGGCCUGCAGGCCAUGAUUGAGAAAGAAAAUACAAGUCAGACCAGACCAAGGAACUUCACAGGGAGAUUUCAGUGAGAGAAAAAAAAAACAACAACAAAAAAAGAAAAACAACAACAACAACCAGAAACAGCCAAUUUUCAUCCCCACUGUACU